Malus domestica (apple) is the source of this 2617-nucleotide messenger RNA. The record is from RefSeq and is a predicted model, not a curated record. NCBI's taxonomy places the organism in Eukaryota, Viridiplantae, Streptophyta, Magnoliopsida, Rosales, Rosaceae.
GUCCUCCUGGGGCAUCUGUAACUUCGUGCACACCCCUACCUAAUAAGGACUACAAUUUCUUUUUUUCUAUAGUAAACUCUGAUCUAGUCUCGGUGCAACUGUAGUUCAGAUUCUCCAUCUGCUAUUUGAUCUAAGAGAGAGAAGGAUGGAGUUCAUCCAAGUUUUCAUCCUCAUCGCCAUUGCCAUCGGGACUCUGUUGUACAUGUGCUGCAGAUCAUUAACAUUCUCUUCUUCGUCUUCUUCUUCUUCAUCUACUGCGGCUGAUUCUACUGCUGUUGCUGAUGAUGAUGAUGCUGAUAGCCCCCCACGUCGAGAAAAGUAUGAUGUGUUUAUCAGCUUCAGAGGUCAGGACACCCGCAAUACAUUUACCAGCCAUCUUCAUGCUGCCUUACUUCAGAAGAACAUUGAAACCUACAUAGAUAACAGACUUCAGAGAGGAGAAGAAAUUAUACCUGCUGUUCUAGAGGCAAUCGAGAAAUCAACGGUUUGGGUGAUCAUUUUCUCACAAAACUAUGCUUCUUCCACAUGGUGUUUGGAUGAAAUUGUGCAUAUACUGAAAUGUUACGGAAGAGGAGGCGGCUAUGUGAUACCCAUUUUUUACCACACCAAUCCGUCAGAUGUACGAAAACAAGGCGGGAGUUAUGCGGUUGCAUUUGCCCAACACCAAAAACGUUUCAAGGACAGUAUCGACAAGGUGCACGAGUGGAGGAAGGCUUUGUGGAAUGCAACCAAUUUCUCUGGGUUUGAUUGCUAUUAUGGACGUACAGAGGCAGAUCUAAUUGAGGCAGUUGUCAAUCAUAUUUGUACCAGAUUGAGUUUUGAAUCAUCAUGUGUUUUACAGGGCUUGGUUGGAAUUGAAAGCCGCAUCGAACAAAUUGAAGAGCUAUUGGACAUUCAUUCACCGGACGCUUGCAUCACUACUGUAGGUAUUUGGGGCAUGGGUGGUGUUGGCAAGACCACCCUUGCUGAAACUGUAUUUCACAAACUCUCUUCUAAAUUCGAAGCGAGCUGUUUUCUUAGAAAUGUCAGGGAGUACUCAGAACAAGGACAUGGACUAUAUCACUUGGAAGAAACACUUCUUAAGGAGAUGUUUAAGGAAGAAGUUCUGCCAUCAACUUUUAUUCGAAAAAGGCUCAGCCGCACAAAGGUCCUUAUUGUUCUUGAUGAUGUGAGUAGUUCAAUGCAAGUGGAACAAUUAGUUGGCGAUCGUUUUAAUUAUGGCAGUGGAAGUAGAAUCAUUAUCACAAGUAGAGAUAGGGGCGCACUUAGGAAUACUGUUGAAGAUGAUAAGAUCUACAAGGUUGAAGGAUUAAAACCGGAUGAUGCUCUUCAGCUCUUCUGUUCGCGUGCUUUCAAGAAUACUCGUAUACAUCUGGGGUUGGCAGAAAAGGCAAUGCAUUAUGCAGGAGGCAUUCCUUUAGCUCUUAUACAUCUGGGGUCCUCAUUCCUAAGUUGCAAGAGCAAAGAAGACAUGGAAGAUGAAUUGGACAAAUUGAAACAAUUUCCCAAUGAAAAUAUCCAGAGAGUGUUGAGACUAAGUUAUGAUAGAUUGGAUAGCAAUGAGAAGGGGAUAUUUUUGGAUAUAGCAUGUUUUCAUAUAGGGGAGAAUGUGAAGAAGGUAGAACAAUUGUUAGAUAUUCGUAGAUUCUAUACGGUGGUCGGAAUUAGCAUUCUCAUUGAUAUGUCUCUCAUAUCAAUCGGUUCAAAAUGGGGACGGGAAACCAUCGAGAUGCAUAAUCUGUUUGAAGAAAUGGGAAGGACAAUUGUUCAGGAACAAAGUAUUGGAAAUCCCAGCAAUUGGAGUAGGUUGUUCAACGAUAAGGAUGUUUAUCAUGUAUUGAAAAGUAACACGGAAACUCCAAAGGUUGAAGCCAUACGGGUUAAUUGGUCUAAGAUUGAAGAGCGACCAUUGAAAUGUGCAGACUUCAAAAAGAUGUCUAACUUGACAAUGCUAAUUGUGGACGCUGGCUACAAAUUCAACGCUUCUCUAGACCUUCCCGAUUCUCUUCUUUAUCUUUACUGGGAAGGAUAUCCACUGGAAUCUUUGCCAUCAAAUUUUUGUCCAGAAGAUCUAGUUGAGCUUCAUAUGCCAUAUAGCAAAGUUAAGAAGCUUUGGAAAGAAGAGCAGAGACUUGUGAACUUACAAGUGAUCGAUCUGCAUGACUCAACAAAUCUAACUGAAGUUCCAAAUCUCUAUGCGAGUCUAAAAAUUGUGAACAUAAAUCUCUCUGGCUGUGAAAGUUUGGUUGAAAUCCCUGAAGGUCUCGUUUGCUCAACCUCAUUGGAAUUUUUGGAUCUGUCUGGAACCAAGAUUAGGAGCAUACCUGCAAGCAUCAAACAAGCUUCUCGGUUGUCUAAACUCAACAUAGUCAACUGCAAGUGGCUUCAAUCUUUGCCAGAACUCCCACUGCAAUGUAAUGUCGAAGCUGAAGGCUGCACGGCGCUGAAGGCUGCACGGCGCUGAAGAGAGUGGCAAGUUCAAGAAAUAAGACUGACAAACAGGCAAGGCUCUUAUUAUUUUAGUAUUGUUUAUACAUUAUAAAGCGCAAUGUUAUAGACAAGUGUGUUUAAUAUCAUGUUUGUUAUCUUUUAUCAAGUCCAGCGGCAUCUUGCAAUU